Molecule: messenger RNA, 4013 nt
Organism: Notolabrus celidotus (New Zealand spotty)
Lineage: Eukaryota; Metazoa; Chordata; Actinopteri; Labriformes; Labridae
Gene: rbfox2
Product: RNA binding fox-1 homolog 2
Exons: 11
Coding region: 370-1071 (233 amino acids)
Biological process (GO): regulation of alternative mRNA splicing, via spliceosome; nervous system development
Cellular component (GO): cytoplasm; nucleus
Molecular function (GO): mRNA binding
Source: RefSeq, a predicted model, not a curated record
CAGGGCUCUCAGGAUAGUGCUGGCGGUCAGGAGGGACUCGUUCCACCACCUUUCUCUGCUUUCCCUCCACCUCCACCGCCGCCCCCCCAGAACGGCUUGGCCCUGGAUUACGGGGGCAGCUUGUACGCAGCGGGGGCCGUCCAGGGCCCCGUGGAAGCCGGCGGAGCAGCGAACAGUGCCGCCAACGCUGCCAACAGUCUCAGUGCUCAACAGACAGAUGGGUCCUCCCAGAUUGACGUUCAGUCAGGUGUUGGCUCAGGAGGAGGAGGUGGAGGAACUGUUGGGGAUGACUCAGAUGGCAAGGGGACCCCAAAACGCCUCCAUGUGUCCAACAUCCCCUUCCGUUUCAGAGACCCUGACCUUCGGCAGAUGUUUGGGCAAUAUGGCAAAAUCCUUGAUGUUGAGAUCAUUUUUAAUGAGAGGGGAUCCAAGGGCUUUGGUUUUGUAACAUUUGAGACGAGUGCGGAUGCAGAGAGAGCUCGGGAGAAGCUUCAUGGUACGCUGGUGGAGGGACGUAAAAUCGAGGUCAAUAAUGCCACAGCCAGAGUGAUGACUAACAAGAAGAUAACCACUCCUUACUCUAAUGGAGAAGGCCUCGCCACUCUGCCAUACGCUGGAUGGAAGCUGAGUCCCAUGGUUGGAGCCAUGUACAGUCCUGAACUCUAUACAGUGCCAGGGUUUCCAUACCCGGCAGCCGCCGCAGCAGCCGCCUCAACAGCCGCCACCUUUCGGGGUGCUCAUCUCCGGGGUCGUGCUCGGCCCGUCUACAGUGCAGUCAGGGCAGCUGUGCCACAGCCUGCCAUCCCCACCUACCCAGGUGUGAUGGCCUAUCAGGAUGGCUUUUACGGUGCGGCUGAUCUCUAUGGUGGCUAUGCAGCAUAUCGUUACGCCCAGCCAGCUGCGGUAGCGACUCCUGCAGCAGCGGCAGCUGCAGCAGCAGCGUACAGUGACAGCUACGGACGAGUUUACACAGCAGACCCUUAUCAUGCUGCACUCGCCCCAGCUGCCUAUGGUGUCGGAGCAAUGGCCACACUGUACAGGGGAGGCUACAGUAGAUUUGCCCCUUACUAAAGACACUAUAUUCCCCAGGAGCUCCUCUCUUCCAUUGAAUUACUAUGAAAGAGCUCCCUCUGUUGUCGUGGAGUUGGACUGCACCCAGUUUUCAAGUGUGGAGUCAACCACAUCAAAGAUAUUUCGGUCCCACCCCUGAGCAGUCCCACGUUUUCUUAUAUACGCUACUACAGAAAUAGAGGAAUGCUGUAUUAAAGACUGACAGAUGGCCUUUACGUUAAAAAAAAAGAAGGAAAAAAAAGGCCAAAAUGGCCACCUUCCCUAUUGCACGGCUGUAUUAUAGUCCCCCUCUUCUUAUUCCCUCGGCACUCAGCAGCACAAGACUCAAAAUGGAGCCCAGAUGUUCUUCCAAAGGCUGUGUGUGGAUAACUGGCAUUUAAAGAGCUGUCAACCAUGUUUGAGAAAGAGCUGUGUGGCCUGCACACUCUGAAGGAAAGAGAGAGGGAACGGAGCAAUCAAAGCCUCCACAAAGCGUCACAGUGGAAAGAUGCAGGACGGUGCAUCGUAAGAGCACCUGAGAACAUUUUGAAGCAGAAUGACGAGUCACUAAAAUGAUUAAAAAACACCCACAGAUGGAUUUUGUAAUUCCUCCUUAAAGUGUGGGCGAAUAGUAAAGAGAGAGGAAGCCUAUCUGUGGGUUGUUCUGAAAGAGGGAGACUGAACAUGGCGGCUCAUAGAGAUGAUGUGACAGUUUAUAACGCUACAGAAAUCACCUGUGAAAGCUGAAGGAGGGAGGUUUAUUAGAGCUGUUCCUUACCUCAAGUUUUCUUAGUAUGUGGAAAUGGUGAACCUUUAAACUUAAAGUUGUUAUGAUAUGCAAAGAAUUAGUUUAGAGAAAAAAGUUACCAAAUUAUUAUUAUGAUUAUUGUUAUUCUCAUUAUUAUUACGAAACCAUUAUUUUGCUAGACUCAGCAGCCACUGCUAUCAUGUAGAUCCAACAGUGAACCUUUGGGUUGAAAUCAGAAAAAGGAGCAUCUGUAUUACAAAAUGUUCCACCUAUCGACUAAAUGACACAACUGUAGUCUCACAUGAUCCUUCCCAUGCACAGGAUUUCACUGCACUGUGUCAACACUACAAAAAUGUCAACACUACACCUUUAACAUUUUCUUCUUCUUGAAAUGAUUUUUGGCUGUAGAUCAAACUAAAUCCUCCACCCGCAACCCUGAGGCGCAAGCACUCGUUGAUCCUUUAAUGUAGAGAUUUAUUAUUUGGAUUUUCCCCUCAGGCUCCAUCUUUUUUAGAGCAGCGUCCAACAUUGAAAGAGUCUUCCUAAAACAUACUUUAGUUGGUGAUUGUGUUUGAGAUGCUGCCAGCAGCUAUUACUGAGCAAGAGAGAGAUUCUGUCCGUGAGUUAAUAGAAAAUAUUUAAAUGCAAAACACCUUACUAUUGUGCAUAUUUCUAUACCGUUGUAUUCUAUAUUUCCAAAUUGUGGCUUUUUUUGGCUUUUGUUUUCGUUCCAAAGAUUUGUAGAAAGCACAUUUUUUGCCGUAUGUAUAAAUAUAUUAUCUUUGUUAUUGAUGUUAUCAUAAUCCUUGAUAAUCCUAUUGCUGUCUUUACGUACUUUUUUCAUUUUCCAUUUGUCUUUUUUAUAUCUGAAUCCUCCACCAAUAAGGUGCAAGUUCUUUUUUUCUCUUUUUUUUCCCGCUUUGAUCUUGAGCCGAUGGCGUACCUUAGUAGAGACAAACUAAAGGUAUGCAUGUAACACUACCAAACUUUAGUCCCUUUAGUUGAAAAUUAAGUCAGUUCUGGCUUGUUUAUGUUGUUUUUUUUGUCCGUUUUUUUGUCUUGUUAUAGGAUCCGUUACAAUGACAUAUGAUUACCUUUUAAAAAUACACAAUAAUGGUGAAAGCAUUUUAUUUUUAUUUUGUGUCUAUUUUUUGCAGGUGACUGAGACAUUUGGAAUAUAUAAACAUAGGUCUGAAGCACUUUGGUCAAACCAAAUGUGCUGCCUUGUUUGAUGUCUUUUAAUUUAUUUUUCAUUUUUUGAAGAAGACUCCUUUCAUUUCAAAGCUUUGCCAGCAUUGACACUCCAAGUUCUCCAUGUUUGUUUGAAUAUCAAGUAAAAUGUCUGAAAGUGUUAUCUCUCAAACAUAAGAUUAUAUUCCAACAUGAAAAAGAUAAUGUCUUUGUGGGAUUUUAACAUAUUUUGGGUUCAAUAGGGAGGUUAUGUGUUCUGUUUUUGUUUUCUUUACCCAAGAAUAAUUUCAAAGCUACAGUUGUGUUUUUCAUUACUCACUUUUGGAAAACAUGCAGGUCAGAAAGACUAUUUUUAAUAUUAUUAAUAUCAUUAAAUGUGCUGCUGUUGAAUUUUCUUAUGGCAUCCUACAUUUCUUUUUAAAUGUCUGAAGUUACCAUGGAAUGUGCUCUGGACAAAAAAGGGGGAAGAAAAAAGAAAUCUAGCCAAAGAUGCUAACCUGUAGUCCCCAGCACGUUCUGGUUUCCAACUUGAGAAAUGCUACACAAAAUACACAAAGAUGGACUUACAAAGCCACCGAAGGCAUGGACAAACCAGCAUGAGCGAUACUUGUCAAGUUAUUUAACAAAAAAAAAAAACAAUUUGCAUGAAUCUUAUGUCUUUUAUAGUUUUACUCCUCAGCAGCCGAGCCCAGUUGCGUUGCUCUUUACCACUACACUCUGGAGAAUGACAGGCAGCUAGCAGUUUGACGCUAGCUCACACAUCAAAGAGCACAUUGCUGUUUGGCAAAAAGACCUGCCGGCAAACAAAUGGCUGCGGCACGAAAACAUGCGGCAGCUUUAUUUUACUGAUGUGGUCUUCUUGCCUUUGUAUUAUAGUAAACUAUGUGGCCAUUCUUCAUAGUUGCUACGGUUUUGUCAACAACCAGUCCUCUGUCAUGUCUCUACACCCUUUGACUGCCAUUAUGUUUUUUGUUAUUGAAUGUCCAUAUAAAAUGUUUUAUAUAAAAUGUUUUGUUGUGAUCAA